Molecule: messenger RNA, 837 nt
Organism: Candidula unifasciata
Lineage: Eukaryota; Metazoa; Mollusca; Gastropoda; Stylommatophora; Geomitridae
Source: the annotation of a GenBank genome assembly
GUGUAUGGCUACUGGAUCCUGUCCCACGAAUUCUGUGUCGUCUGGGCUUCCUUUGACGUCAUGCUGUGUAGUGCUUCCGUCCUGAACGUCUGUGCCAUCAGCUUUGACCGCUACCUGGCCAUCAUCUCUCCCCUACGCUACAAAUCCUUGAUGACCUUCAGGAGAGCCCUAAUUCUCCUGACCAUUUUGUGGACUGUUUCAGUGCUCAGUUCCUUCGUCCCAAUCACCAACGGCUGGCACAAUUCACAAAUCAAUAGUCUGUUUAACCUCACCAUGAUGACACCGGAACCUCAAUGCGUCCUAACAGUUAGUCUUCCGUAUGCCGUCCUGGCAGGAUCAAUAACCAUCAUGAUACCAAUCAUCAUAGCUCUGGUGUUUUAUUUUAAAGUUUCCGAGGAAGCCAAGCGGCAGUCGUUGUUUGUCAGGACUCUCAUAGCCCCAAGUCGGGUCUUGCUAGGUCAGGACGUUACCUCCAAAAGUCUCAGAGAACCUUUCACCAGAAAAUCCACAAUAACCCUCGGGGUCAUCGUUGGAGCCUACGUGGUCACUUGGACUCCUUUUCUGAUUGCCAACGUGGUUGAAUCCUACUGCAAAUGUAUAAACUCGAAACUUUUCACGUCCAUCGUGUGGCUGGGCUACUGCAACAGUCUUAUCAACCCUAUCAUUUAUCCACUCCUGAUGAGGGAUUUCAGGAAGGUUUACAUGAAAAUGCUGCUCUCGUGCUGUCCUCGGCUAAAACUUCUAAGGCAGACAUCGAGAGACAUCGCAAACAGAGGGUUCGAAAAAUCAUUUACAACACGAUAUUCCAAUUCGGGCAUGAAAACAGACAACGUGUGA